This is a messenger RNA of Pyricularia oryzae 70-15, 921 nucleotides long. RefSeq lists its product as uncharacterized. The transcript is spliced from 3 exons. NCBI's taxonomy places the organism in Eukaryota, Fungi, Ascomycota, Sordariomycetes, Magnaporthales, Pyriculariaceae. The record is from RefSeq and is a predicted model, not a curated record. Bases 1 to 921 code for a protein of 306 amino acids.
AUGAAGUCUCACUUCCUUUUCUUCCUCUUGGCAUCUACGCUGUGGCUCCAGGAUGUUGUCUGGUCCACUCCUGUGCCCGGCGUCGGAGGCUCCAGAGUUGCACGCAUUUCCAAGCAAAAACCAAGCCGGAAGGCGACCUCGACAGGCCUGACAUCAUUGAAAAAAGCGAAUGUAAUUCAGCAAGUCACAGCUCGACCUUUGGUGGCAGUCCCAAACAUACCCAAGAACAAAGCCAACUUUGGAACCACUGUUCAACUCUCCAAGGGUAAAAAGAGUACCAAGGUAGCAAAGAGUACCAAGGUAGCAAAGAGUACCAAAAAGGGAAGUAAACAGACAGCGAAAAAGCCUAUCGCGAAACCAUCGACUACCGCCAAGGGGAAAAAGUCCAAACGCCCAAAGCAACAUGUGGUCACUAGGCCAAAGACAAAUGUGCGGUUUCAACAUAAAUCUCUGCCCUUCAAAUUACCCAAAAAGGACGUACCCUUCAUCAACAGUCCUACCUCUGACUACGUAGUGCAGGAUAAAACAGGAAAAGGAACAGUAACCUUGUCGCUCGAGAGCAUCAAGGCCUGUCUCCAGCAAGGCGCCAAGAUCAACAACCUGAACCCCCGCUUCCCCGGGCACGGUAGAAUGAGCAUUGGUGCGGGGAGGAAUCUAUAUCCCACCGAGAUGCACACCAGGAACCAGCCGCUCCCAGGCUUCUUGCCUGCCCCACUGGACCCCCAGGAGCUCCUGCUGCAUCACCCGAUCCACGGGCCUAAUUACAAAAUAACACCACACGACAGGCCGCAUAAUGGAGAACCAGGCCCGCAUCGCUGUUUUUUCUCGGUAAAAAAUGGCCAAUACCGUUUUCUUGGGGUGGGGACCCAUUAUGGGGCUCAGAACAAUGGGUAUACCGAAGGUAAGCCGGUGAAAUCGUGA